CUAUUGAUCGGAGUACCACAGUGCGGCGGAAGUAACAGGUCACCAUCACAGACAGUCCUUUUACCACCUACUGAGCAUGAGAACUCGCCAAUACCGGUGGCUUUAUUUUGUGGAAGUGACCUGUCAACGCUUGCUGAACUUCGGGCGCAUUUGCAGUGUGGCAUACCGGUGAUUGUUUUACAGGAUGGCAGUGAACUGUGCGCUAUACUGAACAGUUCCUGGCUGUUAUAUCGCAGUUCCGCUUUUCAUUUUGAGAGCUGGUUGCAGUGGCUGGAUUUGGAACUGCGCAGUUUGGCACCGUUGAGUCAGCUGCACGGUGAUAAUUUGUUGGAGGAAGCAAAAGAAAACAUUGUCGCACUGCUUGCAGCCGGAUGCGGCGAAACACCGCUUCUCGCUUUCAUGCUUGUUGAGCAGGUAUCGAAUUUUUGCUCGUACAGCUCGGUGAAACCGAGAACAGCAAUAAGCAGAUGGCCGCGAAAUAUCUGA
Messenger RNA from Gongylonema pulchrum, 486 nucleotides. Lineage: Eukaryota; Metazoa; Nematoda; Chromadorea; Rhabditida; Gongylonematidae. The record is from the annotation of a GenBank genome assembly.